Molecule: messenger RNA, 2698 nt
Organism: Ficedula albicollis (Collared flycatcher)
Lineage: Eukaryota; Metazoa; Chordata; Aves; Passeriformes; Muscicapidae
Gene: ABR
Product: active BCR-related
Exons: 22
Coding region: 224-2677 (817 amino acids)
Biological process (GO): positive regulation of GTPase activity; intracellular signal transduction
Cellular component (GO): membrane
Molecular function (GO): guanyl-nucleotide exchange factor activity; GTPase activator activity
Source: RefSeq, a predicted model, not a curated record
CCCCGCCGCUCGCAGCAGGCUCAGCAGCCCCCGGGCCGCCGGGCACUGGGGAGGCCGGAGCUGGGUCAGGCUGGAUGGAGCACCGGGGAUCCCAUAAUGGCUCCUUUCAUCCCGCGCUGGUGGCCGGCGGCCAGAGCUGAGUCAGGCUGGGACAGCUCAGCCGCGUGAGCCCCUUGCCUGGAGCCUGGUGGGGUCCCCUGUGCGCCCCGCUGCCCGGCCGGCCAUGGAGGAGGAAGAGGAGGCCAUAGGGUACCUGGAUAAAGUGCUGGAGGAUGAAGAUGACUCUGAGCCAGGAACCCCCACCAGCCCCGUGUCUCCGUUUUCGGCCGGCGAGAAGGGCGAGCGGGACGCUGGCAAAGGCCUGGAGAUGCGGAAGUUGGUGCUCUCGGGUUUCCUGGCCAGCGAGGAGAUCUACAUCAACCAGCUGGAGGCCCUCUUGUUGCCCAUGAAGCCAUUGAAGGCCACGGCCACCACGUCGCAGCCUGUCCUCACCCUCCAGCAGAUCGAGACGAUUUUCUACAAGAUCCAGGAUAUCUACGAGAUCCACAAGGAGUUCUAUGACAGCCUGUGCCCCAAGGUGCAGCAGUGGGACAGCAAUGUCACCAUGGGUCACCUCUUCCAGAAGCUGGCCAGCCAGCUGGGGGUCUACAAAGCCUUUGUGGAUAACUACAAAAUCGCAUUGGAGACAGCAGAGAAGUGCAGCCAGAGCAACUACCAGUUCCAGAAGAUCUCGGAGGAGCUGAAGGUGAAGGGCCCCAAGGACUCCAAGGAGAGCCACACGUCUGUUACCAUGGAGGCGCUGCUGUACAAACCCAUCGACCGGGUGACACGGAGCACCCUCGUCCUGCACGACCUCCUGAAGCACACCCCAGCUGACCACCCUGACUACCCGCUGCUCCAGGACGCCCUCCGCAUCUCCCAGAACUUCCUCUCCAGCAUCAAUGAGGACAUUGACCCCCGGAGGACAGCAGUCACCACCCCCAAGGGCGAGACCCGGCAGCUGGUCAAGGAUGGCUUCCUGGUGGAGCUGUCAGAGGGCUCGCGGAAGCUGCGGCACGUCUUCCUCUUCACCGACGUGCUGCUCUGUGCCAAGCUGAAGAAGGCAGCAGUGGGGAAGCACCAGCAGUACGACUGCAAGUGGUACGUGCCCCUGGCCGACCUGGUGUUCCCCUCGCCGGAGGAGUCGGAGCACUGCCCGCAGGUCCACGUCAUCCCCGACCACGAGCUGGAGGACAUGAAGAUGAAGAUCUCAACCAUCAAGAGCGAGAUGCAGAAGGAGAAAGCCAACAAGGGGCAGAGCCGCGCCAUCGAGCGCCUCAAGAAGAAGAUGUUUGAGAACGAAUUCUGGCUGCUCCUCAACUCCCCUGCCAUUCCCUUCCGCAUCCACAACCGCAACGGGAAGAGCUACCUCUUCCUGCUCUCCUCCGACUACGAGCGGUCCGAGUGGAGGGAGGCCAUCCAGAGACUGCAGAAGAAGGACCUCCAGGCCUUUGUGCUGAGCUCAGUGGAGCUGCAGGUGCUCACAGGAUCGUGCUUCAAGCUACGGACUGUCCACAACAUCCCAGUCACCAGCAACAAGGACGAUGACGAGUCCCCAGGGCUUUAUGGGUUCCUGCACGUCAUUGUCCACUCUGCCAAGGGCUUCAAGCAGUCAGCCAACCUCUACUGCACACUGGAAGUGGACUCCUUUGGCUACUUUGUCAGCAAAGCCAAGACCAGGGUGUUCCGGGACACCACGGAGCCGCAGUGGAAUGAGGAGUUUGAGAUUGAGCUGGAGGGCUCCCAGUCCCUGCGCAUCCUCUGCUACGAGAAGUGCUAUGACAAGACCAAACUCAACAAGGACAACAACGAAAUUGUGGACAAAAUCAUGGGCAAGGGGCAGAUCCAGCUGGACCCACAGGCUGUGCAGACCAAAAACUGGCACAUGGAUGUGAUUGAGAUGAACGGGAUCAAGGUGGAGUUCUCCAUGAAGUUCACAAGCAGGGACAUGAGCCUGAAGAGGACCCCAUCCAAAAAGCAGACUGGUGUCUUCGGGGUCAAAAUCAGCGUUGUGACCAAGCGGGAGCGCUCCAAGGUGCCUUACAUCGUGCGCCAGUGCAUCGAGGAGGUGGAGAAGAGGGGCAUCGAAGAGGUCGGCAUCUACAGGAUCUCUGGAGUUGCCACUGACAUUCAGGCUUUGAAAGCUGUCUUUGAUGCCAAUAACAAGGACAUCCUGGUGAUGCUGAGUGACAUGGACAUCAAUGCCAUCGCUGGCACGUUGAAGCUGUACUUCCGUGAGCUGCCCGAGCCCCUCCUCACUGACAGACUCUACCCCGCCUUCAUGGAGGGGAUUGCCCUCUCAGAUCCUGCUGCCAAGGAGAACUGCAUGAUGCACCUUCUCCGCUCGCUGCCUGACCCCAACCUCAUCACCUUCCUCUUCCUGCUGGAGCACUUGAAAAGGGUGGCUGAAAAGGAGCCCAUCAACAAAAUGUCUCUCCACAAUCUGGCCACAGUCUUUGGGCCAACACUGCUGAGACCCUCAGAGGGGGAGAGCAAGGCACACCUCACCUUGGCCUCUGACAUCUGGUCCCACGAUGUGAUGGCCCAGGUCCAGGUCCUUCUCUACUACCUGCAGCAUCCUCCCAUCUCCUUCACCGAGCUCAAACGCAACACACUUUACUUCUCCACGGACGUGUAGCCUGCAGGCAGAAGGCACCAG